Molecule: messenger RNA, 950 nt
Organism: Striga hermonthica
Lineage: Eukaryota; Viridiplantae; Streptophyta; Magnoliopsida; Lamiales; Orobanchaceae
Source: the annotation of a GenBank genome assembly
AGUCAAAAAAAAAAGUCUUACCCACCAUUAGAUGAGUUAGAUUGGGAAGAUCUUGAGAUGUUGGAAGGUUUGAAAAGAGAGCUUACACCGUGGCAAGCAACAUAUCUUGAUGAGCUUCAUGAGCGAAGGAAUAUUGAAGAGUACGAGCGUCAACUCAUAGAAGCCCGAGAAGCGAUAGUAAUCGAUGCUCAUGACUAUGAAGAUGAAGGGGAGCUAAAUUUUCUGAUCCUUGAGGACAAGGAAAGUCUCGAAGAGGAGGGGAAUGGUACGGAAGUGGUCAUCAACCCACGCGAGUCGGAGGAUGAAGGUGGCGAUGGUCUCGAUAUUUGGCUAGAAAAUAUGUUGGAGGAGCCAUCUAGUCCUAUUUACCGGCCAUCAUAUGUGAGGGAUUGGCCAAAAGGAUGUGGUCCACGAGCUAAACUUAAGCCUAGGAUACGCAAGACCAAGAGAACUCGAAGGAAAGGCAAGGCAAAGGCUAAAGAAGAGAAGUGUUGGUGUAAGCCUUGUUCGAGGAAAAGGCGAGUCCGCAAGAUGGAGGCUCGAAGGCAAGGUAAGAGUAGAAUGGAGGAUGGUUGGAUUUGGAGAGCUGGUGAUUGCAUUGGGUUGGAUGGAUGGGACCAAUGGCCAUCGGGCGAGCCAACGGGGGCGAGCGACAAAGGGGUCGAGGAAGAUCGGCUAUCGGGCGUAUGGCGCGCAUCGUACCUUGAUGCGCGCGAAUGGUCGAGUGAUCGAGCACGGGAUGCGACGGGCGCAAUGGGGCGCGGAGUAGGUGAUCAAGCCACGGAGGUUGACUGGGACGCGUUGGCGUUUGGUGGCAAAGUGACGGGAAACACGGGGUGCGCGAAGGGAGCACACGCGGACGAAGGCCUAGGCCUUGGGGGCCUAAGAAAGACGGCAGCGCACGCGUGCGGAGAAGCCGAUAAUGGUGCGGGGCUCGCGGGCAGCAGCGA